Molecule: messenger RNA, 555 nt
Organism: Miscanthus lutarioriparius
Lineage: Eukaryota; Viridiplantae; Streptophyta; Magnoliopsida; Poales; Poaceae
Source: the annotation of a GenBank genome assembly
AUGGCCCGUCAGGGCGUAGCCGGCGGCAGCGUGGCCGCCAGGGCAUGGUCCGCUGGGGGCGCGGCCUGGCGGGGCGCAGCUCGCCAGGGGUGCGACCAUCAAGGCUUGGCGCGCCGGGGCGUGGCCGUAGGGGGACACAGCCUGCUGGUGGCGGAGGCGCGGGCCGGAGCGCCGCCGUCGGGUCGUAGGGCCGUGGCGCCGCCGUCGAGGCGCAAGGCCGGGACUCCGCCGCCGUCGGGGCGCAGGGCCAGCGUCGCCAAUGUGCACAUAGGCGCGGCUACAGGGGCACAACCGGCGUGGCCAUCAGGGCGCAUGUGGGGCCACCAGCGCGACGGCUCCGUCAUCCAGAGGGCGCGACCGGCGAGGCUGCAAGGGCGCACGCGGUCGUGGCCGCCAUGGCACGUGCGGGCGCAGCCACCGUGGCACGACCGGUGCAGCCGCCAGGGCACAUGCAGGGCUGUCGGCGCGACGAUCACCGGGGAGCGUGCGGCGUUGGGCGGGAGGCCCUGCAUGGAUGCGAGUUUAGGAAGAAGAGACAGAAGAGAUAGAGGAUAA